Molecule: messenger RNA, 1731 nt
Organism: Microsporum canis CBS 113480
Lineage: Eukaryota; Fungi; Ascomycota; Eurotiomycetes; Onygenales; Arthrodermataceae
Exons: 6
Coding region: 1-1731 (576 amino acids)
Source: RefSeq, a predicted model, not a curated record
AUGGCUGCCCCAGAGGUUAUCUGCGCCAACUGGUCCUCUGACUACACUGAUUGCAAGAAAGGGGCCAAGUACACUUGCAAGAGCUGUCUGCUUGUCACUGUAGGCUAUAUCCGCGAUCCUGCACGUUGUUUAUGUGUAGGAUAUGCCCUGAAGAUAUUUUCAAUAUGUGGUGUAGUACUGCGGCCCGACAUGCCAGAAGUCCCACUGGCCUCGACACAACCUGCCUGGGUUUUUGAGAACCGAAUGCCCUCGUUUAUCGGAGGAGGGAUAGGAAAACACUUUGGAGCGCCAAAGUUCCUUUGGGGUAACGUCCCUGCCUUCGACGUCCUUCGACUUGGAUCGAACGAGGGAGAUGAAUAUCGCGAAGACCUACGCAUCUUGUUUGCUGCUUCAGGAGACCUUCGAAAUGUUAUUAAGACGAUUGCCCAGCUUCCGAGCAGCUACGGCCGGUCCCUCGAAAUUACAAUAAACGACCGGGAUUUUGAUAUCGUGGCUCGCAAUGUUACCUUGCUUCUUAUUGCCCUGGUGGUAGAGGACGUUGACGAGGCGGUCGACCAUAUCAUCCAUCUCUGGUACUCAGCCCUCGUACGGGAGGCAGACGUUGACCUCCUUCACCAGCGAAUUAGUCCCCUCAUCGAAAGCAUCUGUGGGAAGAUCAAAGACAAGGCCCCCAAAAGUCUCCUAGGAAAGACGUGGACGUUUGGGAAGUGCUCUCUCAGAAUUGUCCUCGAGAAGUCCUCAUGGGACCGUCUCCUGGCUUUUAUCGCUGCGCCUAUUGCCUUGACGGCUGAACGAGCACGCGAGAUCCGCGCAGCCAUCACUCUAGCUGAGUCGAGGAAAGACUACCGUGACCGAUACAUGUAUUGCCUGUCUCCAGUCCAUCGAAUUGCUUUUAAUAAGUUCCGGGAAGACGGCCUCCUGCUUCCAUUUGGGUCGACGCGCCAGGAGUUUCGAGUACCAAACCCGACUUUCUUCCAGGAUGAAAGUACAUGGCCAAUGACGGAUAGUGCUGAUCCUCAUCAGGGGUGGUCUUCAGAGGAGGUUGCCAGUACCUCAAGUGGCGCCGCAACGGCUGAUAUCUACGGCAAACUCUUUUACCACAUUCGCGGAACGCUUCGAUCGUUUCUUGACCAGCUCUCGAGGCUGUGUCUCUCUUUUAAACUCUUCCAGGUUGACGCUUCUUCGCUUCCUGGCUUGCUUGAGGAAAAUGCUUUUAGUAGAAUUGAGGUGUCCAACAUCUCGGAUCGUGGAUGGCUCGGAAUACAUCGCACACUAGAGCUGAUGGUGCCGUUGCUCCAAACAUCUCUCGAGAACCCACAUGCAUCCCUAAUUACGCUCUUCCUGAACGCAGUUGACGAGACCUUAACCGACCAAGACAGACUACACAUGACUACAGAUAGCUCAUCAAUAAAUGCCCUCUUCAAAUACCUCCCCCCGACAAAAAGAAUAUCCUCCACGUAUGAUCCGCAGCUUAUGAAACAUAUUGCCGGCCGGGAUCGUCUCACUUCCUUUGAUCAUAUCUUCGACCGACAUUCGAAGGCUUUCGAGUUCUGUGAAACAGCUGAUUUCCUGGGCGCGGCGAUGAAAGAUAACCACUCUAUCAUCGACAAGUGGCCAUUCAUGUUGAAGCUCCGGCCUGGCCAGCAGGGAGCGCAAGAAGAGUUUGACCGGUCCAUUAGCGGAGGGAUGUCAGGAAAGGAGUGCUACGUUGAAUGGAAACGAAUUCGUUGA